AUGGCUCCAGUGUCUCCCUCGCGCGAACCCAUCCUCGUCCAGAUUCCCCCGACGACUUCACCGCUCCUCCUCCCUGCCCGCGACCCCAUCAACGGAGGCUCCUCCCGUCAGCGCCGCUCGUCGACAGACUCGUUCUCGCUUGAGCACAACAGGCACAACCCGGACAUCCCAGACGACCUCGAGUUCGUCGCGCCCGGCCAGUGGGACGAGGCGACAGGCCAGUUCACCGAGGAGGACGAGGACGAGAGCGAGGACGAUGGCGCGUUCGACGAGGACGACGACAUCGAGGACUGGACGCUCGAGGAUGGGCAUGUCGAGGGCGUGCCGUGCUCCAAUAUCCGCCUCGGCGCCAAGUGCUACCAGUCGACAGAGUUCCUCGACCAGCUGCUCACGCUCCUGCGCGACGAGCUGGGCGUACCCGGCUGGGCAGACCUUCCCAACGGCACCCCUUCCUCGCUCGUCCAGAUCCACAAGAUCUCGGGCGCGCUCACCAACGCAGUCUUCUUCGUCUCGAUUCCGGAAACCGAGGCAGAGAUCGAGGUGACCGUGCCGGUCCAGUCGCCCGAGCCGUACGAAUCGCACGAGAACGGGUUCGGCACGCCUGUCCAGCGAGAUGCGCCGCGCCUCUUCCCUGCGACGGUCUUCUCCGAGCUCGAGCGCGGUCGAAAUGCUGCCUCGACGCCGCGGCCCGGCCAGGACACGUCCUCCACGCCUCCUCAAGCUUCUGCACCCGAGACGCCCGUGACCACCCACACCGCCCUUCCCGGCUCGUUGCCCGACAUGCCCUUCUCCGACUCGCCCACCGACUCUCCCUCAGACUCGGCACCGCAGUCUCCCUUCUCCCGCCCUGCAACACGCAUCGAACAAACCGUCUUGUCCGCCCCAACCGUCCUUCUGCGCAUCUACGGCCCCUCGUCCGGCUCGCUCAUCUCGCGCAAGAACGAGCUCUACAUCCUCCACACCCUCUCGUCGCAGUAUGGCAUCGGCGCACACGUCCUCGGCACGUUCGGAAACGGCCGCGUCGAAGAGUACUUCCACUCUCGCGCGCUCGUCAAGGAGGAGAUGCGGGAUCCCCGUGUAAGCCGGUGGAUUGGCAGGCGGAUGAGGGAGCUACACUCGGUCGACCUGGAGCACAUGAUUUUGCCGCUGACUGAGGCGGAGGAGGAGAAGGAGCGGGAGAGGCGGCACCGCAGGAAGAUGAAGUCGCGAAGCGCGAGCGCCGAACCGCAACGGCCUGGUCCGGACCCGCUUGUGCACAGCAGCAACUCUUCAACCAAGAGUCCUGUGAGCGGCGCCAGCAUCUACUCGACCUCAUCCGCCUCGUCUGUCUUCUCCUUCGGCACCUGCUCAUCCUCGUCCUCCAACUACUCCUCCUACUCGACUUCGUCACUUGCAUCCAACUCGACGAUUCACUCGGGAUCGGGCAGGUCGCGGUACAGCAGCACGGCCUCGUCCCUCGUCUCGUCACCUCUCCUCUUGCCUCACCGGACACCGUCCGAGUCGGCCGCGAGCGAGAAGAAGCGCUCGAGGCGGUACGGUACCGGUUCGCGGGGCCGCAGGUCUCGCGCACACGACAAGCUGUGCAUCUGGGAGAACAUCACGCGGUGGACGAGGGAGGCCAAGCUCGUCAUGAAGGAGCUCGACGAGCUGGCGCAAAUUCCCGGCUUCGACAAGCUCCUCACAACUCCUUCCGCCGCAUCGACACCUGCCGGCCCUUCGUCCGACGAGCACGUCCCGCCCCUCUCUUGCCCCUCUCGCACCUUCGCCAUCCGAUCAACCCUCAACCUCCCACUCUUCGAGCAGCAAAUCCGCCUGUACCGCCAAUUCGUGCACAAGAUCGAGCGUGCGGGGGGCAGGUCGAAGCGCGUCUUCUCGCACAAUGACACGCAGUACGGAAACUUGUUGCUCAUGACGCCGACGAGCGGGAAGAAGGAGGACGAGGAGGAGCUGGAGCGGGCGGCGAUCAGGGAGGGUGGAGCGCACAGGAGGCUGAUUGUCGUCGACUUUGAGUAUGCGGGAGCGAACCCGAGGGGCUUUGAUAUCGCCAACCACUUCUGCGAAUGGCGCGCGGACUACCACCACCCGUCCCUCUCGCACUCUCUCUCCGCCCACCAGCCGUACCCGACUCGCGCCGAGCGAACUCGCUUCCUCCGCGCAUACGUCGGUGCGGACCAAGGCUAUGACGGCCCGGACGACCCUCAGCAGCCGCCGAACGGGUCGGAGGACCCACGUGUCGAGCGCCUGCUUGAGGAAGUGCGCAUUUGGGAGCCCAGCAGUCAUGCGAUGUGGGCGGUUUGGGGAGUCGUGCAGGCGAAGGAGGACCUGCUUGCGCGGAUCCAGGCCUGGAAGGACAAGGCGCAGCGGGGUGCGACGAGUUCUUCGCCUUCGCCUGUCUCGCCCGGCACCGAAGCCGAGUUGGUCGCAAGCGUCAAGGCGAUGGGACUCGAGGGACAGGAUGUCGCGGAGCUGGUCGACAUGGACGACUUGGCGGACGUCGGCGAGGUUUUUGACUACCUCUCGUAUGCGGCGGAGCGGAUGGAGAUGUUCAGGCAGGAGUUGCGGCAGCUGGGCGUCGUAGAAUAG
Messenger RNA from Rhodotorula toruloides NP11, 2583 nucleotides. RefSeq names its product choline kinase. Gene Ontology annotation, biological process: phosphatidylcholine biosynthetic process; phosphatidylethanolamine biosynthetic process. The transcript is spliced from 3 exons. Gene Ontology annotation, molecular function: ethanolamine kinase activity; choline kinase activity. The coding region runs from base 1 to 2583 and encodes 860 amino acids. Gene Ontology annotation, cellular component: cytoplasm. Lineage: Eukaryota; Fungi; Basidiomycota; Microbotryomycetes; Sporidiobolales; Sporidiobolaceae. The record is from RefSeq and is a predicted model, not a curated record.